Molecule: messenger RNA, 7231 nt
Organism: Drosophila bipectinata
Lineage: Eukaryota; Metazoa; Arthropoda; Insecta; Diptera; Drosophilidae
Gene: enok
Product: enoki mushroom
Biological process (GO): negative regulation of DNA-templated transcription; nucleosome assembly; positive regulation of transcription by RNA polymerase II
Cellular component (GO): MOZ/MORF histone acetyltransferase complex; nucleosome; chromatin
Molecular function (GO): transcription coregulator activity; histone acetyltransferase activity; DNA binding
Source: RefSeq, a predicted model, not a curated record
CGCGCGUUUUGUUGUGGCGUCGUGUAGAUAGAGCCAUAAUAAAGCCUUCUAAUACUCGGUAGAUCAAACUUUAUUGCAAAAUUAAUAUUUGUUAUUGUUCGCAACCAAUAAAUGCACCCAGAUGCGUUUAGAGCCGAUCUGCUGAUGCGGACUUGAGAUACAUUCACUUGGAAUACAUCCGCCAUUACUCUCACGCCAGUUCCGAAUACAAAUUAAACCAUGAUGAGGGAGUCGGCCCACGAUAUAAGCAUGGACACGUGGAAACAGUGGAUUCUCGAGGCCAUAUCCAAAAUCCGAUCCCAGAAGCAGAGGCCCUCCGUUCAGAGGAUCUGCCAGGCCAUCGGCACCCACCACAAGUUCCACGAGGACAUCGUCGCCGAGAAGCUGGAGAAGGCCGUUGAGUCGGGGGCUGUGAUCAAGGUGUACAACAAGGGAUUGCACUCCUACAAGGCGCCAAUGGCCAAGCGGCGCAUAAAAGUGGACAAGAACACCAACCUGUACAAAAUGGUGGCCAAGGCGGUCCAUGAUUUGGGCGAGUGCGAGGGCUCCACCAUCAAGAGCAUUGAGAACUAUAUUCAGAAGUUCAACUGCAUCGAUCUGUCGCCCAAUGUCGACUUCAAAGCCGUAAUAAAGGCCUCCAUCAAAAAGGCAGUGGACGCUGGGUUUCUGAUUCAAGAAGGAAAGCUCUACAAGAAGGGUAAAUCCCUGACAUCUCCUCGAAAAUGUGCCCCGGCCGCUGAUGUGGUCAUUAAGGGCGAAGACUCCUGCACCCAUUGUUCGGGAAACGCUCAGAAGAACCUGAACGGCAUUCCGGAGCCGCUGAGCUCCUGCAAGCAGUGCGGAAUAUCCCUGCACACAACAUGCGCCAACAUAGCCGGCAAAUGCAAGUCACAGUCCUAUGUGCUGCUUUACAUGCUCGUCACCAAAGGCACCAUCUGGGAGUGCCAGAACUGCGCCGACUGUGUGGUCUGCAAGAUGCGCAACCGCGGACCCUGCCUGCUGCAGUGUUUCGUGUGCAAGGAUCACUUUCACUUGACGUGUCUCGAUACCAUACCGGACAAGAAGCCCAAGCAUCCAUAUAGAUGCAAGUCGUGCUCAAAACAGAAUAUAGACACUUCAAAACUCAUCAAGAGAGACAAUUCAAGAAUUAAAAUGGAAAUGGGAAAUGACAGGGGGACUCCAUCGGAGAGAUAUGCACCCAAUAAGCGUCAACUCAUCAAAAAGGAGGGCAACAGUGAGAGUCCAUCGACCUCAAAACUUUGCGUCUAUAAUGACGGCAACGGCCAGAGGAGGAAAGCUGCAGCGGGCUUGAACUCACGGAAAUCGGCAGCCAGUGAAGAUCAGUACGAGUUCCCAAGCAAGCAGAAGAGAACACAGGUAUUACAGGGAGGCUACCUUGCCAGCCAAGAGAACCGAAAGCGCACUUUCUCGGAUCUCUCGUCGUCCAGUUCGUCGAGCGAAAGCGAAGACGAUGACGACGAGGACGACGACAGGAACAGGGGCGACAAUGAUCAAGAUGAGAGCACCUCCUCGGACUCGUGUACUUCGUCCAGUUCCGACUCGGAUUCCAGUGAGAGUUCCAGCGACAGUUCGGAAUGCGAUGACGAGAAUGACGAGGAGGACUACGACACCGAUCGCAGCACCCUGAAGGGCAAGAUAUUCGCAAACGAAAAGCAGAGCUGUGCCAAGCUAGCCGCCAACCGGGGCCUCAGCUCGCCAGACCCCAAUGAGGCUGGUAGUAAGUACUGGGGGUUUGCUGCCGUGGCAAAAAACCCCAUUGAUAUAUUUGUCAAGUCCAAGAAUAAUACAAACAAUAAAAGCAUGAGCUACACCAAGCCCCAGACGGAGUCAUAUUCCACGUCGCCAGCUGCCAGUCGGGCACAAAAGAGCGCCCCCGUUACUUCGACUCCCGACAAGAGCACUGCUACUCCAGCUACUGGAGGCAUGACCAUACGGCGACAGAAUGCCAAUGGCCAGAAGAAGAAGAUUAUUCCACUGAAGAGCAUGCCGCUGCAGGCAGGCACAACGUACGAAAAGGGCGACGAUGACAUUCCGUACCUCACUGAGGAGACAGUCAUGAAGGUGCAAAUGCUGGAGGAAAUUGAACGCUGCCGGGAGGCCAAGAGCGACGCCGAUCCCUCGGAGAAGCCCGAAACGAAUCCGGACGAAGAUUUGGAAAACAUGAAGCGUGCCAAUCCCUUCGAAAAUCAGCCAUUGCCGCCGGGCGUGACUGCAACGGAUGUGGAGCUGUAUCAGGAGAUUCUCCACAAGGCAGUCGUUCAAAUGUCCAACAACCACAUCGAGAAGGUGAACGAUGUGAAUCAGAAGCCAGGGCAGAACACUCAAAGCCCCAAGUCGAUACAGAUCGGCAAGUGGGACAUCGAAACCUGGUACUCGAGCCCUUUUCCCCAGGAGUACGCCAGGCUGGUGAAGCUGUUCCUGUGCGAGUUCUGCCUGAAGUAUACGAAGAGUCGCUCGGUGCUGGACAGGCAUCAGAACAAGUGCAUUUGGAAGCAGCCGCCGGGCACUGAGAUAUUCCGCCAGGGGAACAUUUCGGUCUUCGAGGUCGAUGGAAACGUGAACAAGAUCUAUUGCCAGAACUUGUGCCUCCUGGCCAAGUUUUUUCUCGACCACAAGACCCUGUACUACGACGUAGAGCCCUUUCUCUUCUAUAUCCUGACCAAGAACGAUCAGAGCGGUUGCCAUCUGGUUGGCUACUUUUCGAAGGAGAAGCACUGCACCCAAAAGUACAAUGUGUCCUGCAUUCUUACCAUGCCCCAGUACCAGAGGCAGGGCUACGGCAGGUUCCUCAUCGACUUUAGUUACCUGCUGAGCCGCGAAGAGGGCCAGCUGGGAACACCCGAGAAGCCGCUCUCAGACUUGGGCCGCCUCUCCUACUUCUCGUACUGGAAGUCGGUGGUGCUGGAGUACUUGUACAAGAACCGCAACCAGAAGAAGAUCACAUUCAAGGACAUUGCCAUCAAGACCGGGCUGGCCAUAUCCGACAUAGCCCUGGCCUUUGAGCUCCUCAACUUUAUAAAGUUGCGGAAGAACGACGGAGACAUCCGGUAUCAGAUAAAUGUUAGAAUCGACUGGAAGAAGGUGGCACUGCAUCACAACAAGAUGGCCAACAGCAAGUCGCGCAUCCUCAUAGAGCCCGACUGCCUGCGGUGGAGCCCGCUCCUCUCGGCUUCGAAGUUGCCCAACAUCAUCAAGCCAAUUUCCAACCGGGAGUACCUCAACAACCAAACGGAAAACAGUUUUGAUUGUAACGAUUCCAAGGAGGAAGCCAAACUGGGGCCAAAGCAGAACUCCACCACCAGUCCCAAGAUAAGCCAGGACUCCAGUGAGGUGCUUGCCAAGAACCCGAGCUCCGAACGAUUGGCAGAGGAAAGGGAGAACCAUCGGAAGCGCGCCUUCCCGGAGGACUUCUUAAGGUCCGCUUCGAAUGAGUCGAAAAAAGCCAAGCCGAAUCCGGUUCAGCUGGCCAAUGAGUUUCAUGACCAGUCUCUGGGUGAGCAGUCCGAUUCCUCAGACUGCAAGUCCUCCAAGGAGCUCUCCGAGCAUCUGACCAAGCGGGCCCAGCGACUAGCCAAGCGCAACGAUGUGAUUCCGCAUACCAACAAACGGAAGCACUUCGAUCGCACCCAGGAGAGCAGUCCUUGUGAUCCCAAUCCGAAUGUGUCAAAUGCAUCCGAAACUGCAGACAAGGAGACCACUCCUAAGCCGGAGGAAUCCGCUUCUAAUACUGAGGUCCGGAAAAGUGUGACCGAAAAGGAGCAUGUGGAUAAGCCGGUGAAUAUUGUGCCCAAGUUGAGGGGAAAACAGUCCAAUGGCAAGCGCUCGGAGGACAUGCAAUUCCAUGGAUGUAAGCCCGCAGCAGAGCCGGCCGACACUGCGACCAUCAGUCCCGCCAAGGAACCGGCCAAGGAGUCCCCAAAAGAGAGCCCAGUAAAAGAGUCUUCAAAAAAUGACGGUGAAGCCAGCAGCAAGACUGAGCAAGUCCUCGAUGCUGUGGCCAAGAAAACCAAGAAGACCGUCUUUCCAGACGUCUCCUAUACUUCCGAUGAAGUCAAAUACAGUAGCCCUGAGAAGCAGGACUCCACUGUCCCAGAGGCCAUCCAACCAGUGAAGGAGGUUGAGAUGAGGGAGCUUAAACCACUGGAGGCGCCGGAUAACAAACCGAAACCCAAGAGCCCCGAAAAGCCCCAAGCCGAAAAGGUGGAGGCCACGGUCGCUGCUCCAACCACACAGCCACAGCCCUCAGUUGUUCCAGUAGCCACUCCGAAAACGGAGAACCUCAGUCCCCAGUCCGUGGAGGAGAAGAAAAUCGAGCCGGAUUUGAACUAUUUGAAGAAAUCCCCGGACUCUGCCGCAUUCACGGCUCAGAAGCCACCUGCCGAGAUGGCCCAGCAACAUGCCACAAAUCCUGUUCAGGAUGAAACUCCUAAGGAAACGGUUCCUGUUAAAAUAAAUGAAGUUCUUCAAAAGCCGACCGAGAGUGAGGAGGUGAAGAAGACCGAGGCUCCUCCGCAAAAUCCGCAAGUGAUCCACACCGAUGUUCCUAAUGUUCCUGUGGAGCUGCCAAGGCAGCAGAUGCCUCCAAAGGAAAAGAUUACACCGGAGAAAACGGAGUCUGCUUCCGCUUUCAAAGAUGCUACUGACAUCAAGGACAAAAUGUUGAAGAAACAACAACCGGAGGUCCCGGUAGUGAAGCCCGAACUCAACCCAGGCGAAAGGAAGAUGGAGACUCCAAAAAUGAAGAUGGCUCCGGAAAAGGCACUUGUUAAGUCGGAUCAGCUGGUGCAGGUUAAGGAGGAGGAGAAGCCAAACACGCGAACACCGGCACCAGUUCAUCCUCAUCGCGAGAAGAUUCAAUUGAAGGGCAACGAGCACGCCCAGUUGCAGAACUCGAUCCAGUCCCAGUUCCCCAUCAACCAGAUGCCCAACUACCAUCACUCUUCGCAGUACUGGCAGUGGGGGGACUACUACGGCUACAAUCUGUCCCAUCUGGACCCCGCCUCGCAGAAGGGGCAGAAGCAGUUCCACAAGGACCUGGCCACGACCAUGGCCUACACGCACAACUUUACCCAGAAUCUGUACCAGUCCGCGAAUCUGGUCAUGCAGCAUGCCCACCACCAGAUGCACCAGACCAAGGAGAAGCACAAGGUUGAGCGCAAGGCCAGUGGCAACUCCAGCAAGAAGGAGGAGCAGCUGAAGGUCAGCAACGUGGUCAGCACGGCGCGCGAGGAUGCCCACGUCCAGCACUGCAACGAGUAUGCGGCCAACAACCAGGCUGCCAUCUACAAUCCCAAGUGCGCCACCCAGCAGAAGCAGACCCAGCAGAUGAAGUCCCUGGCCAAUGCCCAGAACUCGGUGGGGCGGCAGGGCAAUGCCGAGUCGGCGGUCCUACAUCCCAACUCUGUGAAUCCUCAGGCUGGAGCAGUGGCGGCCAAGCAGAAAUCAGAGCACGGAGUGAGCUCCGCUGCCGGGAAGCUCAACAAGAUUGGCCACCAGAACAUCCAUGCCACUGCUGCGCAGCAUGCGAAUCUGCAAGUGGCCAGCGGCCAGGCGGACGUCAAUCCCAAUCUCGUAUACAGCUCGGAGUCCACCUCGAACGCGGCGAUGCAGCACUAUGACUGCGGGAUCAGUGCGCAGAUCAACAUAGACUCGCCGGCGAAUAUUGGAACUGCGAUUGCCCACGGGUCCCAGGAAAUCGCUGCUGCCUCGAAUGUCCAUAUGCACCAGCCGCACCGCCAGUUCUCGGACUGCUCCAUGCAGAACCAGCCGGCCACCACGCCCAUGCACAUGUCCAUCCAGAACUCGCAUAUCCAGCAGCAGAACAACUUGAACAUGAAUCUGGUGGCGACCGAGGGGUCGCCCAACAUCAAUCUUCUGAACAAUCCCCAGCACCAGCAUCAGAGUAGGAAGCUGAAUGCUCAGGCUGACAUCGCCGUCAGUUCCCCGACACCAUCACAUCGAGCCACCACGCCCAAGCAGAUACGCAGCGGCAACGCCUCCCAGCAACGCGACGCGAAGAACCCAGCUUCGGCGACGACAACCACGAAUGCCCACCACCAGAUUCCACAGGGCGGGGCCUCGGCGAACAUUUCCAAGUCGCACCAGGAGUCUCUGCACAAUCUGCAGUUCUCCCAGCACGGCCAUCAGCAGAACAUGCAACCCAUUGACUAUGUGCCGAUUCCGCAGAUCAGCCAAAACUUCUCGGCCAAUCCAUCGAACUACGACAUUGUCGGAAUCCAGCAGAGGAUGUCGCUGAACAGCUCCGUGCACUCUCUGGCCAACAGCCAUCAGCGCAUCGAGCAGCCGGCAUCGGCGUGUGCAGUGAAUAACUUUUAUUUGCAAAACAAUAUGCCCGCUUCGGAGAACUCUCCUCGGGUUCCCGUCUCCAGUUCGCUGGGUGGUCCGUCACCGGCGGGCAACAACGACCAACGGCAGACUGCUGGCCAGGAAACCAUAUCGGCGUCUAACAGCGCUGGAGCCACAGCUGCGUUGGCCGGAAAUCUGUGCAGCUUGUCCAAGCUGCAGCAGCUCACCAACUGCUUGGAGACGCAGCCAUGUAAUACGUCGCCGGGGGCUCAGGUUAAUCUGGCGCCCUCGCCCCACCAUCCCAUUCCACCCAACUCGAUGACGCCGCCCCCCCAUCUGCUGAUGCAGAACCGAAACAUUUCGACGCCGCCCAACAUGCUGCAGACACAGGUGGCGCCGUUGCAGUAUCACAAGUACUACUCGGGAAAUAUGAACAUUACACCGAUAACUUCUGCCCAGAACACGAGCAGGAACCCCACUCGGAAUACACCCUCGGCACCUGUGCAGCACACAUCGGCGCCCAUGGGCGGCAGCAACAACAAUCGCACCACCGCCAAUGUCCACAUCAGCCCGAAUCUGAUGGCUCCCUAUGGGGCAAUCAAUAGCUAUAGGAUGUCGCCACAACAGUCACCGCCGACCGGUAGCUACAGCUCAGGCACCGAGUACACCAACUCACAGAUCCCAAUGCAGAUGAUGAACAUGCAAUCUCAGUACCCGGAUGCCUGUGUCCUGCAGCGGGCCACACCCUCCAAUCCGAUGUAUCCCCCCACGUAUUCCCCCUACUUACCCCUUAACAGUUCUAUUCGCAGAUAAUAGAUACGCACAUUUUAUAUGUUAUUGUAUUGACUAUGAUUUGUAUAUGAAUGUGUGCUGUAAAUAAAUAUAUAUGACGUCAAUUCAUAAA